AUGAAAUUCCUAAUUGUAUUGACAUCAAUCCUGUUUACUUGCUCGGUUACUACAGCCAGUCCAAUUCUCCCCACUGCAACUGCAACUACUUAUUCUAGCUCUUCAACAAUCUCCAACGCAAAAGUCACAAACUCGGCUGGUCCUAAUGAAGUGUCCGAGAAUGCUAUUGAUUCAACCAAAGAUUACCUAGAGACGAAGGAAGCCUAUGAGAAAGCAGAGAAAACCCAUAGCUUGCUAAAAUUUGAAAAACUUUGUCAAGAAAAACUGAUAGAAUGGCUACUUGAAGAAUAUCGGCAUUUAAGCGAAAAAUCUUGGAAACGCAAGAAUUCCAAACAUAAGAAAGAGCUUAAGGAGCUCGAAUUUGAACUUCAAGCCCAACAUCUCAUUCUUUCCGACCUCGAAAAAAAGUGUACAAAGUCUUGUUUAAAUAGCUCUCAGCUUCGUUGGAAAUCUGGUGGAGCCAAAACACUACUCGCAGAGAGUCUGCUCGAGAAAAGCUCGGAUCUAAAAACAACUGAUUAUCACACGAAGCUUGACGCACCUCACAGUCCCGUACUAAGUCAAAAGUCGGAAUCCGAUCAAGCCUCUAUUAGUGGAACCCAUAGUCCAUCACAUCAAGCAUUACAACAUCAUCAAAGUCCAUCCCCAUCAACAAAUGAAACGCCUGCAGUCCAACGCACUCGAACAUCCUCGAGUACACAAACAUCUUCCAAACGUUCUCGUGUACGUAAAUUUUUUUCUAAAAUUAUAAGCAAAGUUGGAUCACUCUUGGAUCAAUUCAGAGAUGACGAUUCAUCCAAUUGA
Molecule: messenger RNA, 804 nt
Organism: Batrachochytrium dendrobatidis JAM81
Lineage: Eukaryota; Fungi; Chytridiomycota; Chytridiomycetes; Rhizophydiales
Exons: 1
Coding region: 1-804 (267 amino acids)
Source: RefSeq, a predicted model, not a curated record